GGGGGCGGGCCCUCCAUCCGCGGUGAUGUGGGGGCGGGCGGCAGGGAACCAGACACCGACGAUGAAUAAAUGAUGCCCACUCGCGGCCUGCGACCAGAUCGUCACCGCCAGCGCCGGCUGCCUGGCGGGGCAGUCACCGGGCCAACCGCGCCCAGCCCCCCGCGUCGCUGGCUCCCCCCACCUGAGGCCUCGCCCGGCCCGGAGCCGCGGGGCGUGAAGAUGGCCGGGCAGCGGCGAGGUGCGGGGCCCCUGUGGGCGCUGGGCGGCGUCGCGCUGGGGCUCUGCCUCGCGGGGGUCGCCGCCGGGCAGCUGGUGGAGCCCAGCACAGCCCCGCCCAAGCCCAAGCCGCCCCCAUUGACCAAGGAGACCGUGGUGUUCUGGGACAUGCGCCUCUGGCACGUGGUGGGCAUCUUCUCGCUCUUCGUGUUGUCCAUCAUUAUCACUCUGUGCUGUGUCUUCAACUGCCGCGUGCCACGGACCCGGAAGGAGAUCGAAGCCCGGUACCUGCAGCGAAAGGCAGCCAAGAUGUACACGGACAAACUGGAGACUGUGCCGCCCCUCAACGAGCUCACAGAAAUCCCCGGAGAGGAUAAGAAGAAGAAGAAGAAGAAGGAUAGCGUGGACACAGUGGCCAUCAAGGUAGAGGAGAAUGAAAAGAAUGAGGCCAAGAAGAAGAAAGGAGAAAAAUGAGAAGGGCUUCCUGGAGGUGGCAGCUGGGGCUGGAUAGCCCUGGGGCUCAAGUCCAGGCCAGGCUCCAGGCAUCUCGGACUCCAAGCUCACACAUGGACCACAGAGGUUGCAGAACACCCUCUUCUCAGCUCCGACGGGGUGGCUGAGGCCCCAUCGUUACGGCCUGUCAGGGGCAGAGACAGGACUGCCUCAGGUGUCCUGCCUCCCAGCAUGGACUCAGCUCCUGUCGCCUCACCCAUGUGGCUGUUCAGCCAACGUGGUCUCUGGCCACUGUUGCCCUGCAGAUCCAGAUCACACCCACUCGGAUGUGCCUCUGUCUCUUCCGUCAGGAACAGCAGUGGCUCUACAGGGUUGACGGGAAGCAGUUUCCUCUCUCCGAAGGGGAUGGCCAAACUGGAUGGGCUGCAGUGUGAGGCCAUGCCCAGAACAGCCACAAGGAGGCAGAGGGUGUCUGGGGGAAGCUUCAGCUCUCAGACCUGGCUAGACAGCAGCCCUGGUGGCCACAAAACUGUUCUAGGCCCCGUGGGGGUGCUGGCCGGGAUGGUGAACAGAGAGACCCAGAAACAGGGGCUCCAGCCCAGCAGAUACCCUGUGCCAAGCAACUGCAAUGGAGUGGAGGCUGCUGGGGGCCUGAGCGGAAGGCCUGGGGGCUCAGGGCUGGGAGCUGCAGGGCUGGGUCAGGGGUGCAGAAGGCUGAGACCAGUAGGCCAAAGGGAGAGGGGAAGAAAGCUGGUACUUGGGCCCCAUCUUGGGGAUCCAGGGAGUCAAGAUGUCAAGUCACCUAGAGACUGAAUCUUUGGGGACAGGACACUCAGAGGGGUUUCCAGAUGGCAGCGAACCUCCGCUGAGGCGCUCAGGUCUGAGCCUGGAAACCAGAGGCUCUUGAGCUGGGGAAGCUGCUGGAAAAUCUCUCGCUGCCUCGGCAGCCUGCAGACACUUGUAAAUAAAGCUGAGUGCCUUCUCGUACCCGAGUGACCUGAGAUGACCCCUCAGGACGCCCUAUCCCUGAAGCAUUUAUGUGGAGGGUGACGUGGCAGU
This is a messenger RNA of Panthera uncia (snow leopard), 1728 nucleotides long. It is a transcript of the gene TMIE, whose product is annotated as transmembrane inner ear. The coding region runs from base 70 to 690 and encodes 206 amino acids. The record is from RefSeq and is a predicted model, not a curated record. NCBI's taxonomy places the organism in Eukaryota, Metazoa, Chordata, Mammalia, Carnivora, Felidae. The transcript is spliced from 4 exons.